GGAGUCAGCAGGUGAACAAGGGCUGCACCGGACCCCUCAGCCGUCCACCAUCACACAAGAGGAUGGAGACCCCUAACAUGUCCACUGCUUUCAAUUUCACCCUUCCACCCAACUUCGGGAAGCGCCCCACUGACCUGGUACUGAGCGUCAUCCUGGUGCUCGUGCUGUUCAUUGUCAUGAUCUCGCUGGGCUGCACCAUGGAGGUCAGCAAGAUCAAGGCGCACUUCUGGAAGCCUAAGGGGGUGGCCAUCGCCCUGGUGGCACAAUAUGGUAUCAUGCCCCUCACCGCCUUUGCUCUGGGCACGCUCUUCAGGCUGAGCAACGUUGAGAUGCUGGCCAUCCUGAUCUGCGGCUGCUCACCGGGGGGAAACCUGUCCAACAUCUUCAGUCUGGCCGCGAAGGGGGACAUGAACCUCAGCAUCGUGAUGACCACCUGCUCCACCUUCUUUGCCCUGGGCAUGAUGCCCCUCCUCUUGUAUAUCUAUUCCACGGGGAUCUAUGAUGGGGACCUGAAGGACAAGGUGCCCUACGGAGGCAUCAUGAUCUCACUGGUCCUGAUUCUCAUUCCUUGCAGCAUAGGGAUCUUCCUCAAUGCCAAGCGGCCACAGUAUGCGCGCUACAUUAUCAAGGGAGGGAUGAUCAUCAUGCUUUUGUUUACUGUGGCCAUCGCAGUCCUCUCUGCCAUCAACGUGGGCAAAAGCAUCUUGUUUGUCAUGACACCACCCUUGCUGGCCACCUCCUCCCUGAUGCCUUUUAUUGGCUUCCUGAUGGGCUACAUUCUCUCUGUCUUCUUCCAUGUCAAUGAACAGUGCAGACGCACUGUGUGCAUGGAGACCGGUUGCCAAAAUGUUCAACUCUGCUCCACCAUCCUCAAUGUGACCUUUCCUCCUGAAGUUAUUGGACCACUUUUCUUCUUUCCUCUCCUCUACAUGACUUUCCAGCUUGGAGAAGGGCUUCUCUUCAUUGUCAUCUUUCGGUGCUACCUGAAGAUCAAGCCUCCCAAGGAUAAAACGAAAAUAAUCUACACAACAGCUGCCACAACUGAAGAAACAACUCCAGAAGCUCUGGGAAAUGGCACCUAUAAAGGGGAAGAGUGCUCCACUUGCACAGCCUAGCCCUUCUCCCAGUGGCCUGGAUCUGGUCAGGCCAUUCAGAA
Molecule: messenger RNA, 1156 nt
Organism: Trichechus manatus latirostris (Florida manatee)
Lineage: Eukaryota; Metazoa; Chordata; Mammalia; Sirenia; Trichechidae
Gene: SLC10A1
Product: solute carrier family 10 member 1
Exons: 5
Coding region: 63-1115 (350 amino acids)
Biological process (GO): bile acid and bile salt transport
Cellular component (GO): membrane
Molecular function (GO): bile acid:sodium symporter activity
Source: RefSeq, a predicted model, not a curated record